AGGAGGAAGAGGCGGAGGAGGAGGCGCCGCCCCCUUGGCGAGCUCGGCGCCCCGGCGGCCUUGGCAGGACCCAUGGCGGAUCUCUCGCCUGCGCCGGCCCCGCGGGAAGGCGGCCCCCGUGCGCACCGGGCCUCGGCGCCCUCCCCGCCGCCGCGCUCUCGCUCCGGCUCGGAGCCGGAGGAGGCCGAGCUGUCGCUGAGCCUGGCCCGCACCAAGACCCGCUCGUACGGCAGCACGGCCAGCGUGCGGGCGCCGCUGAGCGCCGGCGUCAUCGAGCGCCAUGUGGAGCACCGGGUCCGCGCCGGAGACACGCUGCAGGGCAUCGCGCUCAAGUACGGAGUCACGAUGGAACAGAUUAAAAGGGCCAAUAAACUGUUUACUAAUGACUGUAUAUUUCUGAAGAAGACCUUGAGCAUCCCGAUUCUAUCAGAGAAGCCUCUGCUCUUUAAUGGACUUAACUCCAUUGAUUCUCCAGAAAAGGAAACUGUUGACAGCAGUUUUUGUCAUGAGGAGGAGCCUGUGUCGGCUGGGGAAGAACUGCCCCCUCCCAGCCCACAGGACCCAGACCCCGAACCUGCGCAGCCUGAGGAAGUGUCUGCUAGAGAUUUCCUGCAGAGACUUGACUUACAGAUUAAACAAUCAACACAGGCAGCCAGGAAACUCAAAGAAGAGACCAGGGAUGAAGAAAGCCCCUACGCUGCUUCGCUCUAUCAUAGUUAGUGACUGGUGGACAUCGCUCUAACCCACAUCACAAACUGGCUGGACCCUAAAGAAUCCACCGACUGGGGGUUCCGGAAGUAACGCUGCUUCUGGACUCCCAUAGCGCGCACCUUUGAGCCACAGAUAGGUAGAGCAACCGCAGCUGCACUGAAGUGAUCAGUUCCUCUGGCUUCCUGUAGUUACGUCCUCUUCUGGCAUGAUAGCAAAACUGUAUUCUAAAGCCUAUCACUUUUGUAGACGGCGGUAGUUUUAGACUGGCCUUUGUAGCUACAAAAAGCAUCCAAGACUAUUUAUAUAUUUAAGCCAAAAGCAAUGUUUAUUUCCCAGUGAGAUUCCAAGUGUAUGAAAAACAUGGUGGCUGUGAAGUGAUAAUGCCUUUGCUGUGUGUUUAUAACCCAAGUGCUAUAAUAUAUAUUUCAAUAUCGUAUAUUCUGUACUACUGUAAAGAAUCAAAUUUUGUCUGCUAUUUUGUAAAAGUAAAAUACAGAUGUCUGGAUGAGAGAAUAAACUAUGUUUUCACAUAGGA
Messenger RNA from Peromyscus leucopus (white-footed mouse), 1246 nucleotides. RefSeq names its product LysM domain containing 2 (gene Lysmd2). Bases 73 to 720 code for a protein of 215 amino acids. The record is from RefSeq and is a predicted model, not a curated record. The transcript is spliced from 3 exons. NCBI's taxonomy places the organism in Eukaryota, Metazoa, Chordata, Mammalia, Rodentia, Cricetidae.